CUUUUCACGAUUGCGUCUUUACAGCUCUCACUACCACUUGCAAGAUCGAAAUGAACAACGACCAGUUCAGAAAACUCCUUAAUACACCGGCGCGACAGGAUGGCGCUAACGAAACCCCCCGGCCGAGUGCUGUGCCGUCAUCACUCGGUUCGAAACGUUCAUCUUUCAUGCCCAUGACGCCACGCUCAGUACGAGGAGGUGUUCCUGGAAACGACUUCGCCCGUCAGGUGGCUGAGCGCAAUGCGUCAAAUCGAACGGCAAAGGUGUUCAAAGGCUCCGCUGCACCAAAGGGAUCGCGACUGGGCUCAGGCUUCACCGAUCGCACACAGAAUCGUUACGACGACGAGGCAGAUGAAAAGGCUGCUCGCAUCAACGCUCUAGAAGAACAAGUAAAGCUCGGUCAAUUGGACAACGCAACCUUCGAAGCAUUACGCGAUCAGAUUACUGGCGGUGAUGUCGGUGCCACACAUUUGGUCAAGGGCCUGGAUCGCAAACUUCUCGAACGUGUCAGACGAGGUGAAGAUGUGCUAGGAGGUGCCAAACCUGCAGCCGAAGAAGAUCUGGAAGAUGAAUUUGAAAAGUUCGAAGAGAAGGAAGUGGCUCGUAUUGAGCGGGAGAAGACUGUCAAGAAGGGAGAAAUGGCUCCCCCACCACCAGUCGCCGGCACAAAGAGGUCUAGAGAUCAGAUCUUGGCUGAAUUGAAAGCACAACGGAAAGCACAGGCUGAUGCAAGGUUGGCUGCAAGACCAGAGCUAGGCGACAAGUUUCGUGAUGUGAGUUCUUCUUCGCGUGCAGGUUCACGUGUUGAGGUUGAUUCGAAGGGGCGUGAAGUCCUCAUCACGACCGAUGCGCACGGCAAUGUGAAGAAAAAGGUCAGAAAGAUGCAGGCACCAUCUCAAGAGCCGGUCCAGCCAGUUCAACCACACAAGUUCCUCGAUGAGGGUGUCACAGUACCUGCUCCCAAGCCUGUCGAGAAGCCCGCACAAGCACUCAAUGACGAUUCGGAUGACGAUAUCUUCGACGGUGUGGGCGAUGCAUAUGACCCUCUAGGUGGCAUGGAUGAUGACGAUGACUCUUCUGACGACGAAGACGGCGAGGUGCCUGAAAGAGCACCAAAGCCGGCUACUGUCCCAGUACCGCAAGACACAAAAUCACCGUCCUCCGGAUCGGAAGCACCUUCAGUGACAAAAGAACCCCUGGAAACAUCAAUGCCACCACCUCCGCUACCAGCACAACCCUCAGCACCCCGCAACUACUUCAAGUCUACCACUACCACAAUCGACGACACAGCAGAACCGCAAACGCCACAAAAUCCAUUCAACGAUGCCGCUUUCCUUGCCGCCAUCAAAAAAGCUGGCGCACUAUCAAACAUCUCCCUAUCUCUCAACUCUUCUUCCGAUGACCCAUCAGCGCCCGAGUCUGCUGAAGCCAAAGAAGCGCGCCUACAGAAACGAGCUCAAAUGCUUGCGGCCAGCGAUCGCGAUAUGGACGAUAUGGAUCUUGGCUUUGGCUCCUCACGAUUCGGUGACGAGGAAGAGGCAGAGGAUGGAAAGAGGAUCAAAUUGUCUACUUGGAAGGGUACUGGAGACGAUGACGACGAUGACGGUGAGGAGGGAGGUAGCAAAGAAAAGAAGAAGAGGGGAAGAAGAAGAAAGGGCGAUAAAAAUAAUGCUCAAGAUGUGCUGGGUGUUAUGGAGAGAAGGAAGGAAGCAAACAAAUAGAGCCGCAUAGCGACUAUCGAUAGAGUCUCCGGAAGCCUUGGUUUUUCUCGGCUUCUGUGCCUGCCA
Molecule: messenger RNA, 1787 nt
Organism: Aureobasidium subglaciale EXF-2481
Lineage: Eukaryota; Fungi; Ascomycota; Dothideomycetes; Dothideales; Saccotheciaceae
Exons: 1
Coding region: 51-1721 (556 amino acids)
Biological process (GO): mRNA splicing, via spliceosome
Cellular component (GO): nucleus
Source: RefSeq, a predicted model, not a curated record